Molecule: messenger RNA, 1367 nt
Organism: Cimex lectularius (bed bug)
Lineage: Eukaryota; Metazoa; Arthropoda; Insecta; Hemiptera; Cimicidae
Gene: cu
Product: nocturnin
Exons: 7
Coding region: 183-1298 (371 amino acids)
Molecular function (GO): 3'-5'-RNA exonuclease activity
Source: RefSeq, a predicted model, not a curated record
GACGGUCGGAGCACCCGUUGCGGAAUCCUCGGGGAAACCCGAUAAAUUUUAAAACCAGACGGUUUUUCGGAGCUUGGAGUAGAAAAAAAAGGGGCCUCGUUCUAGUGUGCCGGGUUCACGUCUGGUGUCGCUAUGAAACCGGGUACAAGUUCAGACUUCAGAGUUCAGACUUCAGUCGAGUUAUGACUCUCGCACGAGCGUUACGCAGUUGCUCCCGGAUGAUGAGGAUGGGGAGCUUUACGUCAGCACCCAAGAUCCUCAACGAAGACACUGAGGACAACGAUGUCCAGCUGCCGGAUAAGAUGUCCAAGGAGGAGCUGCUGAAGUAUUGCUCAUCGCAGAUUGGAGGGAGCAUCCUUCUCCAAAGGCCUUUUAAAUCCGCUGGAAUAGUCAAUCUGGCAAACUACAAGAGUGAAGUUCCCCCUUUAAAAGAUCCAUCUUCAGUCCGAGUGCUCCAAUGGAACCUUUUAUCUCAAACGUUGGGGCUUAACAACGACAACUUUGUCUGUUGCCCAGUGGAAGCCCUUCAUUGGCAGAGAAGGCGUAAUCUGCUUACACAGGAGAUCGUGAGGUUUUCCCCAGACAUCAUUUGUCUGCAAGAAGUGGACCACUUUAAUUAUCUGAAAAAGGUACUCGGGACUCAAGGGUACGAAGGGAUGUUUUUUCCCAAGCCCGACUCUCCCUGCAUGUACAUCAAGGAAAAUAAUGGGCCAGAUGGGUGCGCUAUUUUCUUUAGAACUAACAAAUUCGAGCUGAUCAAGGCCGUUACAAGAAUACUUGAAGUCUGGAAAGUGCAAAGCAAUCAAGUGGCUCUUUUAGCAAUUUUGAGAAAUCGUUCAUGUGGUACGGAAUUGUGUGUUGCCACAACUCAUCUUAAGGCAAGGAACGGUGCACUCUUGGCAGCUCUGAGGAACGAGCAAGGAAAAGACCUCUUAGAAUUUAUAUCAUCUGAAGCAAAUGGCCGGCCAGUGAUUUUAUGUGGCGAUUUUAAUGCUGAGCCUAUCGAACCUGUUUAUUCGAGUAUCACAUCUCACCCUGGUUUAAGGCUGGCCUCGGCUUACUGUACGUCCCAAGGCGAACCCCCGUACACUACCUGGAAGGUUCGUCAAGAAGGCGAAGUCUGUCACACAUUAGACUACAUAUUCUACUCAAAAGGCAAGUUCAAAGUCAAUGACGUUCUCCAAUUUCCAACAAGCGAACAGAUUGGAAUAAACCGUGUCCCCUCGUUUUUCUACCCUUCCGAUCAUUUUUCACUAGUCUCCGAUCUUAACAUAAACCAAAAUUUACUUAACUCGUAAUACCAAAAGGGAACAUAAAAUUUCUUUAAGAUUUAAGACUAUGUAUAUAUUUUAUAUAUAUUUAUUUUA